UCAUUUGGGCAAAGGAAGCUUCACAGCGGGCAGGAAGCAUUUCCUUCGACGAAGACAGCCAACGAACGGCAAAAGACCUUUCAACAUAGUCCAUUUCUCUAUAUAAGCACCACCUCCCACCCACACCACCACCAGCACUGCUAACGAGGAUGAAGGCCUUGUUGUUGUUGGUCAUCUUCACCCUGUUAUCGUCGCUCGGCGGUGGCAGCGUUGGCUCGAUCAUCAGCUCCUCCCUCUUCGAGCAGAUGCUGAAGCAUCGCAACGACGCAGCCUGCCCCGGCAACGGCUUCUACACGUACACCGCCUUCAUCUCCGCCGCCAACUCCUUCAGCGGGUUCGGGACGACCGGCGACGACGCCACGAAGAAGAGAGAGAUCGCGGCUUUCUUGGCGCAGACGUCUCACGAGACGACAGGUGGGUGGCCGACGGCGCCCGAUGGUCCGUACGCGUGGGGUUACUGCUACGUCCAGGAACAGAACCCCUCAUCGGACUACUGCGUCGCCAACUCGCAGUGGCCGUGCGCUGCAGGCAAGAAGUACUACGGCCGAGGCCCCAUCCAAAUCUCAUACAACUACAACUACGGGCCGGCUGGGAGAGCCAUCGGCUCCGACCUGCUCAACAAACCAGACCUGGUGGCCACCGACGCGACCAUCUCGUUCAAGACGGCUCUGUGGUUCUGGAUGACUCCUCAGUCGCCUAUGCCGUCGUGCCACGACGCGAUAACCGGGAGGUGGACGCCAUCCAACGCCGACCGGGCGGCCGGAAGGCUUCCGGGCUACGGUGUCACCACCAACAUCAUCAAUGGAGCGUUGGAGUGCGGGAAUGGGUCCGAUGCCAGGGUGGCGGAUAGGAUCGGCUUCUACAAGAGGUACUGCGACUUGCUGGGGGUGAGCUACGGAGACAACUUGGACUGCUACAACCCGAGACCCUUUACUUCUACGGCAGAUAGCAACAGAUGAGAAGCGGUACCCCAACACGCACUCUGUAGCCUUUGGUCACAAGACUUAUCCAAAGACUUGCCUCUGCCAUUUCCACAUACACCUCAUUUGGUCCAAAGGUAGCUUCACAGUGAUAGAAAUAAAAUAUAAAGAAGAGAUUGUAUUAAUUUAAAAUAAUACAAUACUUCCUAUUUAUACAAUUUUUCUCAAUAAAGAGGAUUUUUUUCAA
Messenger RNA from Musa acuminata AAA Group (dessert banana), 1167 nucleotides. Its product is annotated as endochitinase-like. Bases 150 to 959 code for a protein of 269 amino acids. The record is from RefSeq and is a predicted model, not a curated record. The transcript has 4 exons. Gene Ontology annotation, biological process: cell wall macromolecule catabolic process; carbohydrate metabolic process; chitin catabolic process. Lineage: Eukaryota; Viridiplantae; Streptophyta; Magnoliopsida; Zingiberales; Musaceae. Gene Ontology annotation, molecular function: chitinase activity.